Molecule: messenger RNA, 2507 nt
Organism: Punica granatum (pomegranate)
Lineage: Eukaryota; Viridiplantae; Streptophyta; Magnoliopsida; Myrtales; Lythraceae
Source: RefSeq, a predicted model, not a curated record
GGAAAUCGGAGGACGAGGAGGAGGAGAAGAAAACCGCGUUUGACCUUGUAAACCCCGUCUUCCUCAACAGGCCCAUUUGCUCCAUUUGCUCCCCCCACUCAACUGCUCCUCCUCCUCUCCCCAUAUCCCCCACUCAAAUCCCACCAUUAGUCCAAUCUAAUCCAAUCCGACCGAGUUGAGACCACAUGUGACUGUCCCUUGUUCCCAGAACGACAGCCUCAUCAGUUGUUGUGGUUGGAUCUGUUGUCGUGGUGGCUGGCGAUGGCGGACUUGGUGAAGCAGAUCCUGGCGAAUCCGAUCCAGCUGGCGGACCAGGUGAAGAAGGCGGCGGAGGAGGCGAGCUCCUUCAAGCAGGAGUGCUCCGAGAUCAAGUCCAAGACCGAGAAGCUUGCCGGCCUCCUCCGCCAGGCCGCCCGCGCUGGCAACGACCUCUACGAGCGCCCCACCCGCCGGAUCGUUGAGGACACCGAGCAGGUCCUCGCCAAGGCCCUCUCCCUCGUCCUCAAGUGCCGCUCACACGGCCUCAUGAAGCGCGUCCUCGCCAUCAUCCCCGCCGCCGCCUUCCGCAAGAUGUCCUCCCAGCUCGAGAACUCCAUCGGCGACGUCUCCUGGCUGCUCCGCGUCUCCGCUCCGGCCGAGGACCGCGGCGGCGAGUACCUCGGCCUCCCUCCCAUCGCUGCCAACGAGCCCAUCCUCGGCCUCAUCUGGGAGCAGAUCGCGACCCUCCACACUGGCUCCCAGGAGGACCGCUCCGACGCGGCCAACUCGCUCGUGUCCCUCGCCCGGGACAACGACCGCAACGGGAAGCUGAUCAUCGAGGAGGGCGGGGUCGGCCCGCUCCUCAAGCUGGCCAAGGAAGGGAAGGAGGAGGGGCAGGAGAACGCGGUUCGGGCGAUCGGGAUUCUCGGGCGUGACCCCGAGAGCGUGGAGCACAUGCUCCACGCCGGCGUGUGCGGGGUGUUCCAGAAGAUUCUCAAGGAGGGCGCCAUGAAGGUGCAGGCGGAGGUUGCGUGGGCCGUGGCCGAGCUGGUCGCCCAUGGCCACCCCAAGUGCCAGGACGUGUUCUUCCAGCAUAAUGUAAUCCGGCUUCUCGUGAGUCACCUCGCAUUCGAGACAGUCCAGGAGCACAGCAAGUAUGCUAUCGCGACCAGCAACAAGGCCACCUCGAUCCACGCCAUCGUGAUGGCGAACAACAACAGCAGCAGCAAUAGUAAAACUGCCAAUGGCACUGUGACGGGCGACGAUGCCGUGAAUAACCUGAACCAGGACGAGGAGAGUACCCACCCGCAGCCGCAGCAUCCGCUCGGGAACAGGAACCCAGCUACCCAGAUGCACAACGUGGUCACCACCACCAUGGCGCUGAAGAAUUCGCCGGGCCCGACCGAGAACGGGAAUAACAAGCAGCAGAACAGCAACCACAACAAUAGCAACCACCACCACCGGCGCCAGCAGAGCCACUCUAUGUCGGGCGGUGUGAACCUCAAGGGCCGGGAGUUCGAGGACCCCGCCACAAAGGCCCACAUGAAGGCCAUGGCAGCACAGGCUCUGUGGCGGUUGGCGAGGGGGAACUCUGCCAUCUGCCGCAGCAUCACUGAGUCCCGGGCCCUCCUCUGCUUUGCAGUGCUGCUCGAUAAAGGCCCUGAGGAGGUCCGGUUCAACUCCGCGAUGGCCUUGAUGGAGGUCACUGCUGUGGCGGAGAAGGAUGCGGACCUCCGGCGGUCCGCCUUCAAGCCCAGCUCACCUGCCUGCAAGGCCGUGGUUGACCAGCUCCUCAGGAUCAUCGAGAAGGCUGGGCCGGACUCUGAUUCCGAUCCUGAUCUCCUGAUCCCGUGCGUGAAGUCGAUCGGGAACCUAGCAAGGACGUUCCGCACAACCGAGACCCGGAUGAUAACGCCACUUGUGCGGCUCCUAGAGGACGACUGCAGGCCGGAGGUUUCAAAGGAAGCUGCAGCAGCCCUCACAAAGUUCGCCGGCACCAACAACUACCUUCACCUCGACCACUCCAAGGCUAUCAUCGCCGCAGGUGGAGCCAAGCACCUGAUCCAGCUAGUCUACUUUGGGGAGCAGGCAGUUCAAAUCUCGGCCCUUGUCCUCCUCGCGUACAUCGCCAAGCACGUCCCCGACAGCGAGGAGCUCGCGCAGGCCGAAGCCCUGACCGUAAUCGAGUGGGCCUCGAAGCAGUCGGCGCUGACCCAGGACGGGACCGUGGAGGCCCUGUUGCACGACGCGAGAAGCAGGCUUGAGCUGUACCAGUCUAGAGGGUCUAGAGGCAUAUUCCAUUGAUUUUUGAUCUCUGAAAAAGAAAAAACAGAGGACAACGCUAUGUAUCGAUUCUAUUCUUUUCCUAAAUUUUGGGCUCUCUAAUUCCAAUUUUCGAGUUUUUGGGGUCGGUGCGAACUCUGAUGGAGUGUACAUACAUUUCAAAUUUUUUAGCUUCUGUAUGUAUUUUGUCUAGAGAAAAAAAAAUCCCUUCAUUUUACAGCAGAAACUCUGCUUCUUCCUAUUCC